Molecule: messenger RNA, 507 nt
Organism: Rotaria sp. Silwood1
Lineage: Eukaryota; Metazoa; Rotifera; Eurotatoria; Philodinida; Philodinidae
Source: the annotation of a GenBank genome assembly
AUGUCAGUGUGUCGAAUAGUUCGUCCUUAUUAUAAAUUAUUUAAACGAGAGAAUAGUAAUUCAUCUAAAUCUGAUUUUCGUGAUCGAUCAUUAUACAAAUAUUUUGUAAAUUUUCAAACACGAUGGCGUGACAAUGAUAUUUAUGGUCAUGUUAACAAUGUUGUUUAUGGUGAAUGGAUUGAUUCAAUUGUUAAUAAAUAUCUAAUUGAAAAAUGUUCACUUGAACCUUUAAAAUCUCCAUUGAUAGGUUUUGUUGUUUCUUCUUAUUGUCAAUAUUAUUCUCCAGUAUCAUAUCCAUCAAAGAUUUCAGCUGGUUUAUUUGUUAAACGCAUAGGCAAGUCAUCUGUGGAUUAUUCUGUUGGAAUAUUUGAAAAUAGUCAAGCAGAAAAAGCUUCAGCUGUUGGUGGUUUUACACAUGUUUUUGUUGAUCGAAUAAAUCGUCGUCCUCAAACGAUCCAUGAUGAAAUGAAAAAGCAACUUUUAUCUAUAUCAAAUAUAAUUGAUUAA